GCGCCCUGCACAGGAAAUCCGCUCAGCUUCUGCAAUGUGACCUGCCUGGAACUUGGGCGCUCCUUCAGUCUGGAUGUUGAUGGCAGGACAAAGGGGCACCUGGACCAUGGGCGAUGUGGUAGAGAAGAGUUUGGAAGGGCCCCUGGCACCUUCUACAGAUGAGCCCUCCCAGAAAAGGGGAGACAUGGUAGAAAUCUUAAAUGGGGAUAAGGUAAAAUUUGACGACACGGGACUCUCCUUAAUUCUGCAGAAUGGCCUGGAGACCCUCCGAGUGGAAAAUGCUCUGACAGAUGUCGUCUUGUGUGUGGACAUUCAGGAAUUCUCCUGCCACCGCGUGGUGCUUGCCGCAGCCAGCAACUAUUUCAGGGCCAUGUUCUGCAAUGAUUUAAAGGAAAAGUACGAGAAGAGGAUCAUUAUCAAAGGGGUCGAUGCUGAGACCAUGCACACUCUUUUGGACUACACAUACACCAGCAAGGCGCUGAUCACCAAGCAGAAUGUCCAGCGGGUCCUGGAAGCUGCUAACCUCUUCCAGUUCCUGCGGAUGGUGGAUGCUUGUGCCAGCUUCCUCACAGAAGCCUUGAAUCCCGAAAACUGUGUUGGAAUACUGAGGCUGGCAGACACACACUCCUUGGACAGUCUAAAGAAGCAGGUUCAAAGUUACAUCAUCCAAAACUUUGUGCAGAUUCUGAACUCCGAGGAGUUCCUUGAACUCCCUGUGGACACUCUGUACCACAUCUUGAAGAGUGAUGACCUUUACGUGACGGAGGAGGCACAGGUGUUUGAGACUGUGAUGAGCUGGGUCCGGCACAAACAGUCGGAACGACUCUGCUUGCUCCCCUAUGUCCUCGAGAACGUGCGCCUGCCGCUUCUGGACCCGUGGUACUUCGUGGAGACAGUGGAAGCAGAUCCUCUCAUCAGGCAGUGCCCGGAGGUCUUCCCACUGCUCCAGGAAGCCAGGAUGUACCACCUUUCUGGCAAUGAGAUCAUUUCGGAGCGUACCAAGCCCAGGAUGCAUGAAUUCCAGUCUGAGGUGUUCAUGAUCAUUGGCGGCUGCACAAAGGAUGAACGGUUUGUGGCGGAGGUAACCUGCCUGGACCCCCUGAGGCGCAGCCGCCUGGAGGUGGCCAAGCUCCCGAUGACGGAGCAUGAACUGGAGAGUGAGAAUAAGAAGUGGGUGGAGUUUGCAUGCGUGACAUUAAAAAAUGAGGUCUACAUCUCAGGUGGCAAAGAAACACAGCACGAUGUUUGGAAAUAUAAUUCUUCGAUCAAUAAAUGGAUUCAAAUUGAGUAUUUGAACAUAGGCCGCUGGAGGCAUAAGAUGGUGGUGUUGGGUGGCAAGGUCUAUGUGAUCGGAGGUUUCGAUGGUUUGCAGAGGAUCAACAAUGUGGAGACCUACGACCCCUUCCACAACUGCUGGUCCGAGGCUGCACCCCUCCUUGUCCAUGUCAGUUCCUUCGCAGCCACCAGCCAUAAGAAGAAGCUCUAUGUGAUUGGGGGAGGGCCCAAUGGGAAACUGGCCACAGACAAGACUCAGUGUUAUGACCCUUCAACCAAUAAGUGGAAUUUAAAGUCACCCAUGCCGGUGGAGGCUAAAUGCAUCAAUGCAGUGAGUUUCCGGGACCAUAUCUAUGUUGUUGGUGGGGCCAUGAGAGCGCUGUAUGCCUACAGCCCUCUGGAGGACAGCUGGUGCCUGGUGACCCAGCUCAGCCAUGAGAGGGCCAGCUGCGGCAUCGCGCCCUGCAACAACCGCCUCUACAUCACCGGGGGACGCGACGAGAAGAACGAGGUCAUCGCCACCGUGCUGUGCUGGGACCCCGAGGCCCAGAAACUGACGGAGGAGUGCGUCCUGCCCCGGGGGGUGUCGCACCACGGCAGCGUCACCAUCAGGAAGUCGUACACCCACAUCCGGAGGAUCGUGCCAGGAGCGGUGUCUGUCUGACUGCAGAGGCGGGAGGACCACUUGGGGAGCAGGACAGUGCGCCGGAGACCCUCCUCCUCACCUCUCACCCACCUCCAUCCCACUUCAGACAGACAGUGGGCAAGGCUUGAGUUUUAGGCCAUAUAUCAGGGGCUCCCCGUGGCUCCCCAUGGGGGCUCCUUGGAAGUCACACUUUUGGGACACUUGAGACUAGCCAGGAAUGUUUGCAUGACCUACCUCAGGAGGGAAGAAGAGUAAUAUUGAACAUUCUGGACAUACCUGUCCCAUGCCAGGUUCAGCGCCAGGCACUUUUGUGUAUCAGUUCAUUUAGCCAUCACAAUGACCUGGUGAUUGGAUGUCAUCACUCCUGUUUUACAGGUGAGGAAACUGAGUUUCAGAGAAGCUAA
Ceratotherium simum simum (southern white rhinoceros) is the source of this 2325-nucleotide messenger RNA. RefSeq names its product kelch like family member 6 (gene KLHL6). NCBI's taxonomy places the organism in Eukaryota, Metazoa, Chordata, Mammalia, Perissodactyla, Rhinocerotidae. Gene Ontology annotation, molecular function: protein binding. Gene Ontology annotation, biological process: germinal center formation; B cell receptor signaling pathway. The record is from RefSeq and is a predicted model, not a curated record.